Messenger RNA from Onychostoma macrolepis, 3583 nucleotides. RefSeq names its product CBP80/20-dependent translation initiation factor (gene ctif). Gene Ontology annotation, biological process: regulation of translational initiation. The transcript has 14 exons. Gene Ontology annotation, cellular component: cytosol. Gene Ontology annotation, molecular function: RNA binding; protein binding; translation activator activity. NCBI's taxonomy places the organism in Eukaryota, Metazoa, Chordata, Actinopteri, Cypriniformes, Cyprinidae. The coding region runs from base 230 to 2230 and encodes 666 amino acids. The record is from RefSeq and is a predicted model, not a curated record.
AACGUCACAUUCCUGCAUUCUCAUCCCUGCGAGCGCGAGCGUGUGUGUGUGUGUGUGAGAGAGAGAGAGGGACGCAGGCUAAUCUCUCCCUCCCGGACACGUCUCUGUCCACGGGAAACACUCAUGACCGGGCGGAUUUAACCCCGGAGGACACCCGGCGAUCCCCGCAGGCCCGAUCGCAGAUCUCGGCUCCCCUCUCUCCCUCCCUCCCCUCACUGGGCUGGUUGCCAUGGAGAGCUCAUCAGUAGCGUCAGCGUCGUCAGAGGCAGGAAGCACGCGCUCGCAGGAGAUCGAGGAGCUGGAGCGCUUCAUCGACAGCUACGUGCUGGAGUACCAGGUGCAGGGACUCCUGAGCGACAAAAACGAAACCGACCAGGAUGUGGACAAGACACCGUCCCACACCUCACAGUGGACAGUAGACUGCAGUGAUAAGAUUGACGGGAGCUGGUCGUCCUCACGGGGCAGGGGUCCGUCCAAACCAGAUGAUUGGGAGCACAGCAGUAAUGACAGCACCGGUUCUAGACCCAGUUCUGGUUCUCGACCCGGUUCUGGUUCUAGAUCGGGCAGCAGAGGACGAAACAACCAGUUCAGAGCCCCAGCGAAGAAUGGAAACAGAGACUGUUCUUUCGACGUUCUGGGGACGGACAUUUGGGCUGCAAACCUGGACUGUCAUGGAGGCGCUACGUGGGACAUGCAGCCGGAGAAACUGGAUUUCUCUCAGUUUCACAGGAGGCCGUACAGAGGGACACCAAAACACCUCCCGCACAUCGACCGAGAGGGGAUGAUAAAGGGCAAAUUUGACGAUGAUGAUGGUAUUGACCUGGACAACAUGGAGAAAUUCCUGCCCAGCCUGCCGGUUUUUCCUCCUCUGCCUAAUGAAGCUGAGAUCGCACACACGAAAAAACUGUUUCGUCGCCGCAGAAAUGACCGCCGCCGAUCAGAUCCGCCCCAGGACCAGCUGACGGUGCUACUGCCAGCCGAGGGGAAGCGGCAAGUGUCCAGGAGACAGCAGCGCUUGCCUGGAGUAGUAGUAGGAGGAGGAGGGGCUGCUGGGAAAUCCCAGAAUCCUCAGCAGCAGCAGCAGGGAUUACAGCAGCAGCAGCAGCAGCCCAAUCAGAUGCAGCAGCCCAACACAGACCACCAAUCAGGUGCCGGCACUAAGCACGGGGGGCGGGGUUACCAGGGCCAGCAGAACCAGGGCGGGCGGCAAGGCGGCCCGCAUCACGGCUACAGCCAGAACCGCCGCUGGCAUCAGCAUCCCAAACACCUGACGAACUGUUUUAAUCAGGGCCCCUCGGGGGCCGACAGGGGCUUCACACGCAAUACCAAAGAGACAGAGAAUGUAAAACAUGAGGAGCCGGUGCCCCAUAUGGAGAAAGGAGCAAAGGAUGAGCCUGCGAAAGAGGAGAGAAAGAAAGGAGACAAGGAGGAGAAGACGGAGAGCGGGAAGAUCUGCUUACUGCAGUCGUCUAAAGAGAGACUGAGGAGGAGAUUGAAAGAGAAGGAGGAAGUUCCCGUGGCGAUGGCCGGACCUCAGCGGAACCGAAUGGACAGAUUGUUAGAGAUUCUGAACAGCAUGAGGAACAACAGCAGCGGCGUGGAGAAUCAGCUCACCACGUUCAUGGAGGAGGCGCAAAACUCGGCUGAUUCGGAGGAGACGCUGAACGAGAUCGUCCACACGAUUUACCGCAAGGCGGUCAGCGACCGAAGUUUUGCGGCCACGGCAGCCAAACUCUGUGACAAGAUGGCUCUGUUCAUGGUGGAAGGAACCAAAUUCCGCUCUCUGUUACUCAACAUGUUACAGAGGGACUUCACGCGGCGUGAGGAGCUGCAGCAGACGGAUGUGGAGUGCUGGCUGGGCUUCAUCACGUUUCUGUGUGAAGUGUUCGGCACCAUGAGGAGCAGCGCUGGUGAGCCGUUCAGAGUGCUGGUCUGCCCCAUAUACUCCUGCCUGAGAGAGCUGCUGGAGUCUCCGGAGGUGAAGGAGGACGCGGUGCUCUGCUGUUCGAUGGAGCUCCAGAGCACCGGCCGGUUAUUGGAGGAGCAGCUUCCUGAAAUGAUGACGGAGCUGCUGGCGGCCGUGCGGGAUAAGAUGCUGUGUCCAUCUGAGUCUCAGCUGACGCGCUCGCUCCUGAUGGAGGUCAUCGAGCUCCACGCUCACCACUGGAGCCCGCUGGAGGCGCUGACCACCGCCUACUACAACAGAACCAUCCAGAAGCUCACCGCGUGACGCACACGCACCGCUGGAGGCCCUGACCACUGCGAACCACAACACAACCAUCCAGAAACUCAUUAAGAGACACGCAAACCAACCACUAGAGGCCACGGACACACUACAACACACACAAGCUUUCUGUAACAGGAUAGAAUCGGGCGUGGAUGGAUGAGACAUGAGGCAUUAUGGGAUAUGGGGUUGGCCCAGGGGUCAGAGGUCAGAGGGUAAAAUAUGCAGAUUGAAAUGAAUAUGUAUAUGUUCACACUUCACAUCUACAUAUUCAUGAGGUGAGCCAGACGUGCAGACGUGAAACCAGACAGUCAUUAGACGCACGCGUGCAGACGCCAGUCACUGUCUGUCACGCUUUGCAGACUAAACCUCCACAGAAAGACAGCGCAGAAGAAAAUAAAUACAAACGUAAAAAAAAAAAAAAAAUCAAAAGAAAAAUUUUAUUUUGCUUUAAAAAUGAAGCCUAUAUUUUAUAUUGUCAUUAUUUUCACAAUUACACACAUUCCAACCCCCCCCCCCCAAAAAAAAUUACAUUAUCACGAUGCAAAAAUACAAUUGAAUUACUAAAUCAUUAUAUUUUGCAUAAUUAUAAAAAUUAAGAGAUUUUUAUUUUUUUGCAUUGUAUCAUUUUCAUUAGUUAGUCACAUUUCCACCCCAAACUCUAUCAUGAUGCAUAACUACUUUUAUUACUACAAUUACAAUUUAAUUAAUACAUUAUUAUUUUGCAUUAACAAUGAUCAUUUUCAGAAUGAGAUUAAUUUAAUUUAAUUUUGUAUUUUUACUUCUUCCUGACAAUUAAGCACAUCCUCCUUAACCAAAAUUGAUCAUGAUGCAUAAAUACUUUACAUUUUAAUUAAUAAAUAAAUAAAUGUUUUUUGCAUUUAAGUAAUGAUGAUCAUUUUGAGAAUGAAAUUAUUUUUAUUAAAUGUUUUAAAUUGAACUCAAUUUUGUAUUUUCACAACCAUUCAAUAAGCACCAAAAAACACCCUCAUAAAUGUUAAAAUUUUAUUAAUUCAUUUUUGCAUUAAUGAUAUACUUUUUUUUUUUGGAGAGUUUGGGUUACAAAUAUGCUUAAUACUCAUGAGAAUUGACACAGUUCCUUGUUCCUGAAAAUAUUAAGCAAAAAAAUUAAUUUCUCAAAGAUUUUCUUUUCUUUUUUCUGUUUUUAUUAUUUAAUUUUUUGCAUUAUUUUCAUGAUAGUUAAGCACUCACCUAAAAAUGUUUUUAUUUUUUAUUUUUUUUACUUUUGUUUUUUAUGCAUGAUUUUUAAAUGUAUUUUAAUUAACCAUUUUUGGGGGUAAUUGUAGGUAUGUGCUUAAUAUUCAUGGAAAUAAUGCCAAUGUGCACAAAGACUUAAUG